This is a messenger RNA of Rhodotorula graminis WP1, 1665 nucleotides long. RefSeq lists its product as uncharacterized. The transcript is spliced from 8 exons. Gene Ontology annotation, molecular function: ATP binding; galactokinase activity. The coding region runs from base 1 to 1665 and encodes 554 amino acids. Lineage: Eukaryota; Fungi; Basidiomycota; Microbotryomycetes; Sporidiobolales; Sporidiobolaceae. Gene Ontology annotation, cellular component: cytoplasm; cytosol. Gene Ontology annotation, biological process: carbohydrate phosphorylation; galactose metabolic process. The record is from RefSeq and is a predicted model, not a curated record.
AUGCCCGACCAGUCGCCCCUCCCCUUUGCGACCUCGCUCGACGACGUCUACACCCCGGCCGCACUCGCCCACGAGGGCGAGCGGUGGAACAACCUGUUCGACAGCUUCGAGAAGGAGUACGGCGUCGACCACAAGCACCUCAAGGUCGCUCGUGCACCAGGCCGCGUCAACAUCAUCGGCGAGCACAUCGACUACUGCGGCUUCUCGGUCCUGCCCGCCGCCAUCGAGCGCGACGUCCUCAUCGCGUUCGCUACCUCGGACCCGCACCCGUCCUUCAAGGGCGCCGACCUGCCCGCUCCGAGCGCCGACGGCAAGACGACGUUCGUCCUGCGCAACCUGUCGAGCAAGUUCACUCCGACCAGCUUCGAGGUCGACCUCGCCGGCGACGGCGCCGACCUCGCCCUCCCCAAGGACCACCACUGGUCGUCGUACUUUAUCGCCGGCACCAAGGGCAUCCUCCAGCACCUGUCGGCCAACGCCGGUACCGCACCCGUCACGCCGCCCAAGCGCGUCCUCAUCCUCGUCGGCGGCACCGUGCCCGAGGGCAGCGGCCUCAGCUCGUCGUCGGCCAUGACGACCGCGAGCGCGAUCGCCGUCCUCGAGGUCCUCGGCCGUCGCGACGGCGAGGACGGCGUCGGCCGCAAGGACUUGACCAACGUCGCCAUCGAGAGCGAGCGCCUCGUCGGCGUCAACUCGGGCGGCAUGGACCAGUCGGCGUCCGUCUUUUCGCGGUCCAAGCACCUUCUCCACGUGUGCUUCAUCCCGCACCUCGAGGCGCGCGCCAUCCCUCUGCCCAAGACGAGCCCGCCCUUCUCGUUCGUCAUCGCCAACACGCUCGUCAAGAGCGAGAAGAAGGUGACGGCCAAGUUCCAGUACAACCUGCGUGUCGUCGAGACGCGCCUCGGCGCCCUCCUCCUCGCCAAGUUCCUCGGCCUCCCGUACACGCUCGAGUCGCGCCCGUUCCCGUCGUACAAGACGAUCGUCGACGCCUACUUCCAGCACCGCGGGCCGACGCACGGCCCGAUCCGCUCCAACUCGCAGCGCCCCGAGAAGCUCCUGCGCACCAUGAUUGGCCUCAUCGGCCAGGCGCUCGGCGGGCCCGGGCUCGAGAACGGCAUGACGAUGGCCCAGGUGGCGCAGAAGCUCGAGGUCGGCGAGGACGUGCUCGCGCACGCGGUGACGGACCGCGAGGUCGAGCCGCAGGAGGGUCGGUACAAGAUCUGGACUCGGGCACGGCAUGUGUUCUCCGAGGCUCUGCGCGUGUACGAGUUCAAGGACAUCCUGUGCCGCACGGCGGCGACGUCGCAGCGUGCGACACCCGACGCCGACGACCCGAGCAAGGCGCUCCUCGAGCAGAUGGGCGGCCUCAUGAACGAGAGCAUGCGCAGCUGCCAGGUCGACUACGAGUGCUCGUGCCCCGAGCUCGACGAGGUCGUCGACAUCGCGAGGAGGAACGGCGCUAUCGGCAGCCGUGUCACCGGUGCCGGCUGGGGCGGCGCCACCGUCUCGCUCGUGUCGGAGCCCGAUGUCCCUCGGUUCAUCGAGGCGCUCAAGACCGAGUACUACAACAAGCGGUACCCGAACUUGAGCGAGCAGGAGCUCGCCGACGCCGUCUUCCCGACCAAGAGCGAGGCCGGCGCGUGCGUGUACCAGCAGAGCGACUGA